AUGUCGACUAUACCGAAUAUCACUGGUUUGACAAACAAGAAUUUGUUUUUAGUUGAUUUCCAAGAACCUUAUGCUGAAAAACCUUUGCGAGACGAAAAUACUCUAAAUAUAAGGAGUAUAAUUUAUAGCCCCAAAGGGAAUUACUUAGCUUAUAGAACAGAUAAAAAGGUAGAAAUUUUAAAAUGUUCAGACUGGUCUGUAACAGCAACAAUAGAUGGAAAUGUGAAAGACAUGUUCUUCUCUCCAUUAGAUACUUACUUCAUAUCAUGGGAAAUGUUUUUCACUAAUAAGGAUAACCCACAGGGAAAACCAAAUCUACGCGUAUUUAAGUCUUGUAAUGGCGAAAAUAUUGGUUCCUUUAUUCAAAAGAAUCAAAUUGGUUGGCAACCAAAAUGGUCAUCAGACGAAAAAUUGUUUGCUAUUCAUACAAAUAACAGAAUUUUAAUCUAUGAGGAUGCAAAAUUGGACCGCUACACACAUAAUGUAGCAGCAGACAACCUUCAGGCUUACAGCAUAUCACCCAGUGCAGCACCAUCAUACUAUUUCUCCAUAUUUACCAUAGGAAAAUCCGGUCAGCCGUCUUUUUGGCGUAUCUUUAAAUUCCCCCAGUUUGAUGUAGCACAAGCAAUUGUCAGUCGCUCAUCUUUUCAAGCAGACAAAGCAACAUUUCACUGGAAUAGACGCGGAACAAAUGUCUUUACAAUGACUCAAACUGAUGUAGACAAAACUGGUGCUUCAUAUUAUGGAAAACAAGCUCUCUCAUAUGGAGAUAUCAAGGGAAAUGGAGGGAAUAUGACAUUUAGUAAGGAAGGACCUAUCCAUGCAAUUGCAUGGAACCCUGGAAACUGGAACGAGUGGGUAGCAGUGUAUGGUCACGCACCUGCAAAAGCAACAAUUUUCAAUGCCAAGUGUGACCCACUCUAUGAGUUUGGCACCGGUGCUUGGAAUGCAAUUUACUUCCCACCAGAAGGAAAUAUAAUGCUGCUCGGUGGAUUCGGCAACAUCGCCACAGGUCACAUUUCCGUUUGGGAUCUCCGCGGGUACAAGAAGCUGGGCGAAUGUCGCGCGCCUGAUACUACUUAUUUGCAAUGGGACCCACGAGGCGAAACCUUUCUCACAGCAACGACGUACCCUAGGCUCACUGUAGGAAAUGGCUAUAAAAUCUGGCAUUACACUGGUGUCCUCAUGCACAAGCGAAAUUGUGUAGAUAAAGAGAAUCUAUUAUCAAUAUGCUGGCGGCCAGGCACGUAUCCCAAAAGUGAAUUGUCCAAAACAGCACCUAAAAGCAUAGAGGAUGACACGCCGAAAGUUGUCACCGCGUACCGACCCCCCGGAGCCAAGAAUAGGCCCUCAACAUUUACCCUGCAUGAACAUGAGAAGCCACAUCGGCCUGGUCAAACUGAUGCUGCACCAUCCAAACAGGCAAUAAAACAAAAAGAGAAGCGAGAAGCACGAAAAGCGCGGAAAGCAGAAGAGAAGGUGGUCGGUACUGGAGAUACUCCUCCCGCGACUACGCCUCGCCAGCCAUUCGUUUCCACUGGAGACCCGGAAAAAGAUAAGAAGAUUAAAAACCUCCAAAAGAAAUUAAGUGACAUCGAUAAAUUGAAGCAGCAGAAAGCUGCGGGCAAGCAGUUAGAGCUGAACCAGCUGGCGAAAAUAGAUAACCAGGCAGCACUAUUGCAGGAAUUGGAGCAACUGCGGUUAUGA
This is a messenger RNA of Leptosia nina, 1707 nucleotides long. The record is from the annotation of a GenBank genome assembly. NCBI's taxonomy places the organism in Eukaryota, Metazoa, Arthropoda, Insecta, Lepidoptera, Pieridae.